UCCACACGCUACCUCUUUGCCUGUUUUGCCUGCCCGCUGUUUCUCCUGAAACCGGACUUCUCUCUCUCUCGGCCUAUAAACCGCCGCAACAAGAACAAAACAUAAAGGAACCUCAAUUGUCUCUCUCUCCCAGACAAAACAAGAUUCUCUCGUCAAAAUGGCUGAUGCUAAGACCAAAGUAGAAUCUUUCCGGGAAUGGGUUGUUGACCACAAGCUUAGAACUGUCGGGUGUCUAUGGAUUAGUGGUAUUGCGGGUUCAUUCGCCUACAAUUGGUCGAAACCAAAUAUGAAACCCAGUGUCAAGAUCAUUCAUGCCAGGUUGCAUGCACAGGCUCUCACCCUGGCUGCAUUAGCCGGUGCUGCUCUGGUUGAAUACUUUGACCACAAAUCUGGAGCGAAGGCUGAACAAUAUGCAAAGUUCGUCCCACCCAAGGACUGAAACAUUCAAGAUACGGGGCCUCCAAUGAAAAGAUAACAACAACCAUAUUUCCUUGAAUGAGCGUUGGUUUUGUUCUUUCUUAUCUUCUGGUUGUAAUUGAGUUAACUUAAUACCCCCAAUGAUUUAGCAGUCAAAUAUCCAAUGAGAGAAUGAAGUGAAAAAUGGUUUGUUUUCAAGUUUUUACUUCUAAGAAAAUAGGAUGACAACAGAUAUUCUAGAGAGGGAUAAGUGGUGAAUGAGUGGAUUAUUCUGAUGAUCACACCAAUUAGCAGUUAAUCUAUCACUAGUUUCAUUGUUUAAUGAUCUUUAAUGAAGUUUGAUGUUGAAAAUUA
Molecule: messenger RNA, 771 nt
Organism: Populus nigra (black poplar)
Lineage: Eukaryota; Viridiplantae; Streptophyta; Magnoliopsida; Malpighiales; Salicaceae
Exons: 3
Coding region: 158-439 (93 amino acids)
Biological process (GO): mitochondrial respiratory chain complex IV assembly
Cellular component (GO): mitochondrial inner membrane
Source: RefSeq, a predicted model, not a curated record